Messenger RNA from Diaporthe amygdali, 1674 nucleotides. RefSeq lists its product as uncharacterized. Lineage: Eukaryota; Fungi; Ascomycota; Sordariomycetes; Diaporthales; Diaporthaceae. Gene Ontology annotation, biological process: transmembrane transport. Bases 1 to 1674 code for a protein of 557 amino acids. Gene Ontology annotation, molecular function: transmembrane transporter activity. The record is from RefSeq and is a predicted model, not a curated record. The transcript has a single exon.
AUGCCGCUCACCCAGCCAGAAUCAGAGCCACAACAGACCAUCACCGAGGCUGACCAGCCGGCAGCCAAGGGUUGGAAGUUCUGGGCCAUCUUCCCUCCUCUAUGCAUCGCGACACUGCUCGUCGCCCUUGAGUCAACCGUCACAUCCACCGCCCUGCCCAUCAUCGCAGCCGAGCUCAAUGCGGGUGACAACUAUGUAUGGUUCCUCAAUGGCUUCCUCCUGACGGCCACUAUUUUCCUCCCUCUCUAUGGCCAGUUCGCCGACGUCUUCGGCCGGCGCUGGCCCACCAUCGCGGGCGUCGCCCUUUUUGCACUCGGCAGCGGCAUUAGUGGAGGCGCCAACUCGGCAGCCAUGAUGAUCGCCGGCCGCCUGGUCCAGGGUGUCGGCGCCGCGGGUAUCAACUCCAUGACCCAGAUCAUCAUUGGCGACCUGCUGCCUGUGCGCGAGCGCCCCAAGUACAUGGGCAUCGUCUUCGCCGUCUUUGGUGUCGGUACCGCUAUAGGGCCGCCCAUUGGCGGCGUCAUCGCCCAGAAUGGCGACUGGCGCUGGGUCUUUUACCUGAACCUGCCCGUGUGCGGAGUCACCCUCAUCAUGCAGCUGUUCUUCCUCAAGGUCGUCUAUGUGCGGCGCUCGACCUUCCUGGCCCGCAUCCGGCAGGUCGACUGGGUCGGCAACGUGCUGCUGAGCGGCUCCGUUGUGUCCAUCCUAAUCGCGCUGUCGUGGGCCGACACUCGUUACCCUUGGAGCUCAUGGCACAUUCUCGUGCCGCUGAUUCUGGGCUUCGCCGGCCUCGUUGGCUUCCACUUGUUCGAACUGUCCCCGUGGUGCCCAGCGCUCCCCGCUAUUCCCCCACGUAUGUGGUUCAACCGCACCAGCACCGUCGGCCUGGUCCUCAGCUUCCUCCAGUCCAUGCUCAUCUACUGGCGCACCUACUUCCUUCCACUGUAUUUCCAGGCCGUUCUCCUCACCAGCCCCUCCCGCUCCGGCGUGCUCCUCCUGCCGACCAUCCUCAUGGGCAUCCCCGCGGCCAUCCUCGGCGGCGGCGUGCUCUCAAAGACGGGCCGCUACAAGCCCAUCCACUUCUUCGGCUUCGGCGUGACAGCCCUGGCCACCGGCCUCUACAUCGACUUUGACGCCCACUCGUCCCUGGCCAAAGUCGUCUUGUAUCAGCUGGUGUGCGGUCUCGGCGGCGUCCUGCUCUCCGCGAUGGUCCCCGCCGUGCAGGCCGCGCACCCGCAGGCCGACGUCGCCGCCGUCACCUCGGCAUGGAACUUCUACCGCGCCUUCGGCUCCAUCUGGGGCAUCGCGGUUCCCGGCGCCAUCUUCAACAGCCAGAUGGCGCGCCACGCCAGCAAGAUUCUCGACAUAGACCCCGCCGUACAGGCGGCCAUUGGUGGUGGCAACGCCUACGCGCACGUGUCCGACGUCUUUGUCAGGUCGCUGCCGCAGCCGCUGCGCGGCGAGGUCAUCGCCGCGUAUGAGGCGACCCUCCGCACCGUGUGGGAGGUGAACCUGGCUUUUACCCUGCUCGCGUUGCUGUUGGUCUUUGUUGAGGCUGAGAUCCCGCUGCAGACAACGCUCGAGUCAUCGGAUCAUCAGCUCGACAGUGGGAAAAAACAGGAGGACAAGGAGGCUGGGUUGGUGACUCCGCCUUCUGCAUCAGACGAGAAGUAG